Molecule: messenger RNA, 1716 nt
Organism: Micropterus dolomieu (smallmouth bass)
Lineage: Eukaryota; Metazoa; Chordata; Actinopteri; Centrarchiformes; Centrarchidae
Product: cyclic nucleotide-gated cation channel beta-1-like
Exons: 6
Coding region: 1-963 (320 amino acids)
Biological process (GO): retina homeostasis; monoatomic cation transmembrane transport
Cellular component (GO): intracellular cyclic nucleotide activated cation channel complex; plasma membrane; photoreceptor outer segment
Molecular function (GO): protein-containing complex binding; intracellularly cGMP-activated cation channel activity; cGMP binding
Source: RefSeq, a predicted model, not a curated record
AUGAAUGCACCAUCAGUCCCUCCCUGUGCAAGCGAGCAGGAGAAGCUUAAUAAGUACGUGUCCUCCUCCAUCUGUCCAAAUUUCACUUCUCGUCUUGCUUCUCACAAACCAGAUGACUUCUACUACGAAACUCGCUCUGUGGCGCAGUUUGUCCGUUUGGGCUACAGUAGAAACACGGCGGUGCAGCAUGGUGACCUCCAUGGCUGCGACAGACAAAUGGUGUUCGACAUGCUGACGAGGCUCAAAUCUGUCGUCUACCUGCCCGGAGACUUUGUCUGUAAAAAGGGGGAGAUCGGCAGGGAGAUGUACAUCAUCAAACAGGGGGAGGUUCAGGUGGUGGGCGGUCCUGACCUGCAGACGGUGUUCGUCACCAUCAGAGCCGGCUCGGUGUUCGGAGAGAUCAGUUUGCUUGCAGGAGGAGGAGGGAACCGACGUACUGCCAACGUGAAGGCGCACGGCUUCGCCAACCUCUUCAUUCUGGAUAAGAAGGACCUGGCAGAGAUCUUGGUGCACUACCCAGAGUCCCAGAAACUGCUCCGCAAGAAGGCCAAGACGAUGCUGACGAAGGAUAAGAAGCCAGACGUGAAGGAUGAAGGUAAAGCGGCGGCGCCGGUCAUCCCACCCAGACCGGACACCCCCAAAAUGUUCAAGGCGGCUCUGAAGGUGACGGAGAUGGCGGGGAUGGAAGGAACCUUCACCAAACUGGCGAAAAGCUACAAACCCUUUGAAGGCACAGCAGAGGCUCCCACCUCCACCUCUCCGGUCCCCCCUCCCUCUCCGGUACACCGUCGCUCCCCGAUCCCUCGCGCUCGGGUCCAGGACGACGACGAAACGGUGUCGGAGUCCGUCGACACCACGGUGGUCAUCAGGAUGACGCCGCGACUUGAAGGAGAGGAGGUGCUCACUGUGGAGGUGACGCCUGGGGAGAGAGAGGAGGACGAGACGAAGACCGGGGAGGAGUGAUGUGACAGGAAGCUGCCUCCCUCACAGGACAGAUUCUGCUUCCCAGAAUGCCUUUCAGCAACCUCCUAAUAAGAGAUGGUGGAGGUGGAGAGAGAGAACGACUCGUCUCUGUCCUGGUGUACACAAGCGGUUCUCUUCUUCUGUGGUGGAUUUUCUCCCAAUUGUCUUCCUCCUGUUUUUGAACACAUUUUGAAUUUGUGCAGAAAAAAAACAGACCGAAAACACGAAUCAGAUAAAAAAGCUAAAAUCUCUCCAAAAUACAUAUUUUCUCUUCAUCUGUGCGAGCUUCUCGUUUGCUUUUCAGGUUUCCCUCAACUGCAUCUUUUCUCACGUUAGUUCCUCCCACUGAAGCCGCGAGGAGAGACGCAGGAGAGCUUAGUCUGUGUUGUUCCCUUAGAACCUGUAUUCUGUGAUACACCGUCCAAAUAAUAAUAAUAUUAUUAUAAGGGCACAUGGUUACUACUUCCUCUGCUGUUAUUUUUUGUUUUAAUUUAUUUUGAAACAACAAAACAGAACAAGUCAGGAGAGCAACAAACAUGUGGUCAAAUUAAAUGCACACUUUACUUAUUCCACCAUGAACAAAUAGGAACAAAACAAAAUAAAACCACAGAAACUCACAGUACCGGAGGAUUUUCAAAUCUAUUUUAAUCUUAAGAACAAACACACCAGACGCUUCAGUCCAGUCUCAGGACCGCACAUUCUGCAUUUACACUAAACGGUUUCAGAGCGGCGGUUCCGGGGACUUGGGAUCUC